Messenger RNA from Clupea harengus (Atlantic herring), 1611 nucleotides. RefSeq names its product tubulin alpha-1C chain-like. Gene Ontology annotation, cellular component: microtubule. Gene Ontology annotation, molecular function: GTP binding; structural constituent of cytoskeleton. NCBI's taxonomy places the organism in Eukaryota, Metazoa, Chordata, Actinopteri, Clupeiformes, Clupeidae. Gene Ontology annotation, biological process: microtubule-based process. The record is from RefSeq and is a predicted model, not a curated record.
UAUAAAACCGCCCAUCCUCACAUAGCCAUUCAAACUUCUCACAAAAGACUCAUAGAAGGUCGAAGUGUGAGAAUUAUUUAUUAGCAACCUCAAUCUAUUUGUCCAAUUGAUAAAAAAAAGAACUUCAAUAUGCGUGAGUGCAUCUCAGUCCACGUGGGUCAGGCUGGCGUCCAGAUUGGCAAUGCCUGUUGGGAGCUCUACUGCCUUGAGCAUGGCAUCCAGCCGGACGGGCAGAUGCCUAGCGACAAGACCAUCGGUGGAGGAGACGACUCCUACAACACCUUCUUCAGUGAGACUGGAGCUGGAAAGCAUGUGCCCAGGGCUGUGUUUGUGGAUCUGGAGCCCACCGUGAUUGAUGAGGUACGCUCAGGGACCUACCGACAGCUCUUCCACCCCGAGCAGCUCAUCACUGGGAAAGAAGACGCUGCCAACAAUUAUGCCCGUGGCCACUACACCAUUGGCAAAGAGCUUAUUGACAUUGUGCUGGACCGUAUGCGAAAACUGGCUGACCAAUGCACAGGUCUGCAGGGCUUCCUCGUCUUCCACAGCUUUGGGGGAGGCACUGGCUCUGGCUUCACCUCCCUUCUGAUGGAGCGCCUGUCUGUUGACUAUGGAAAGAAGUCCAAGCUAGAGUUCUCCAUCUACCCAGCCCCCCAGGUGUCCACUGCCGUGGUAGAGCCCUAUAACGCCAUUCUGACCACCCAUACCACCCUUGAGCACUCUGACUGUGCCUUCAUGGUAGACAAUGAGGCCAUCUAUGACAUCUGCCGUAGAAACCUUGAUAUCGAGCGUCCGAGCUACACAAACCUCAACAGGCUCAUUAGUCAGAUUGUGUCCUCCAUCACAGCGUCCCUCCGUUUUGAUGGUGCGCUCAAUGUUGAUCUGACCGAGUUCCAGACCAACUUGGUGCCCUACCCUCGUAUCCAUUUCCCCCUGGCCACAUAUGCCCCAGUGAUCUCUGCUGAGAAGGCCUACCAUGAGCAGCUCUCAGUGUCUGAGAUUACCAAUGCUUGCUUUGAACCAGCCAAUCAGAUGGUCAAAUGUGAUCCCCGUCACGGCAAGUACAUGGCCUGCUGUCUGCUGUACCGUGGUGACGUGGUGCCGAAAGAUGUUAAUGCUGCCAUUGCCGCCAUCAAGACCAAGCGAAGCAUUCAGUUUGUGGAUUGGUGUCCCACUGGUUUCAAGGUUGGCAUCAACUACCAGCCGCCCACUGUUGUCCCAGGUGGAGACCUGGCAAAGGUGCAGAGGGCUGUGUGCAUGCUGAGCAACACCACUGCUAUUGCAGAGGCUUGGGCCAGGCUGGAUCACAAGUUUGAUCUGAUGUACGCCAAGCGUGCCUUUGUGCACUGGUAUGUAGGUGAGGGUAUGGAGGAGGGAGAGUUCUCCGAGGCCAGAGAGGAUAUGGCUGCUCUGGAGAAGGAUUAUGAAGAGGUGGGAGCUGAAAGCGUGGAGGAAGAUGAGGAGGGCGAGGAGUACUAAGCGCUUUUUAACUGACUUUUAAACAAGUCUGUUUUUUUCCCCUUUCCUAUUCUCUUUUAUAUGUGUUGUCCCACUGUCUUGCCAAACCUUUAUCUCAAAUUUUCCAAUGACAAUAAAGGUGAAGUCUAAAUA